CCAAAGUACCAAAACUAGGCCCACUUCUCCUUUGUUUCCGUCUUAGUCUUUCACUUGAAAACCAAUCCUCCUCUUUUUGUGUUAAACCGAUCUGCAACUGCAACUGCAAGCAAAACCAUUUUUCAUUAUCGUUUCCCAUUCGGGUUGAUCCGGGAAGCGAGAGAAUAAUACAAGGCUUUUCGAGUGAAAGGUUAGAAGCUCAGAAUCAAAAAAGAAAACACGAAAACAGACGCUUAGUAUUUGCUGUAUGUCAGUAGAAUACUAUUGUGACGAAUACUGCGGUGGAUACGGUGAGGUUGCUAACCCUUUGCAAUGGCCUCAACUCAGGAAAAGGCGACGCCUUGUUGCAUUCCCAAAACCAACGACGACGUCAGCAAGAAGACCUCUUCUUCUUCUUCCUCCUCUACCGAGGUUUUGCAGAAUUGGAGUCUUGCAGUCGGCUCUGGGCCUGUCCCGUCUGAGGAUCCCAUCCCAAAGACAGCCUCCAUGGCAACCUUGAUCCGCCCUGUUGAGCCCAUCUCGGAUCCAUCCGCUGCUAAGAUCGCUACCACCAAAGGAAUUUCAAUCAUGCCAAGGGCUCAAACCAGCCAUCCUUUGGAUCCAUUGUCUGCUGCUGAAAUCUCAGUGGCAGUGGCAACUGUGAGGGCAGCUGGCUCAACCCCUGAGGUGAGAGAUAGCAUGCGCUUUAUUGAAGUGGUUUUGGUAGAACCAGAUAAGCAUGUUGUUGCAUUGGCAGAUGCAUAUUUCUUCCCUCCUUUCCAGCCUUCAUUACUUCCCAGGACAAGGGGUGGACCUCUCAUUCCUAGUAAACUUCCUCCACGACAAGCAAGACUUGUUGUGUACAACAAAAGGUCCAAUGAGACAAGUAUAUGGACUGUUGAGUUGUCAGAAGUUCAUGCUGCAACUCGAGGAGGCCACCACAGGGGCAAAGUCAUUUCAUCUAAAGUUGUUCCAAAUGUCCAACCUCCCAUGGAUGCUAUGGAAUAUGCUGAAUGUGAAGCUGUUGUUAAGGACUUCCCUCCAUUUCAAGAGGCAAUGAAGAAGAGGGGCAUUGAGGAUAUGGAACUUGUGAUGGUUGAUCCCUGGUGUGUGGGUUAUCAUAGCAAUGCUGAUGCUCCUAGCCGAAGACUUGCUAAACCACUUAUCUUCUGCAGAACUGAGAGUGACUGCCCCAUGGAAAAUGGUUAUGCUCGUCCAGUUGAGGGAAUCCAUGUCCUUGUUGACAUGCAAAAUAUGGUGGUAAUUGAAUUUGAAGACCGUAAACUUGUUCCCCUUCCACCAGCUGAUCCUUUAAGAAAUUAUACGGCUGGUGAAACACGGGGAGGUGUUGAUCGGAGUGAUGUGAAACCACUACAAAUCAGUCAGCCUGAAGGUCCCAGUUUUCGUGUUAAUGGGAAAUUUAUUGAAUGGCAGAAGUGGAAUUUCCGGAUUGGUUUCACUCCUAGGGAGGGUCUGGUAAUCUAUUCUGUUGCUUAUGUUGAUGGUAAUCGUGGUCGGAGACCUGUAGCCCAUAGAUUAAGUUUUGUUGAAAUGGUGGUUCCUUAUGGAGAUCCAAAUGAUCCGCAUUAUAGGAAGAAUGCAUUUGACGCAGGAGAAGAUGGGCUGGGUAAAAAUGCACAUUCUCUUAAAAAGGGUUGUGAUUGUUUGGGAUAUAUCAAGUACUUUGAUGCUCAUUUUACAAAUUUCACUGGAGGUGUUGAAACAAUUGAGAAUUGUGUUUGUUUGCAUGAAGAGGAUCAUGGGAUCUUAUGGAAGCAUCAAGAUUGGAGAACAGGUUUAGCGGAAGUUCGACGGUCAAGAAGGCUAACAGUGUCUUUUGUAUGUACUGUGGCUAACUAUGAGUAUGGGUUUUUCUGGCAUUUUUAUCAGGAUGGUAAAAUUGAAGCUGAGGUUAAACUCACUGGGAUUCUCAGCUUAGGAGCAUUGCAGCCUGGUGAAACACGAAAAUAUGGCACCACUAUUGCUCCUGGACUAUAUGCCCCUGUUCAUCAACACUUUUUUGUGGCUCGCAUGGACAUGGCAGUUGAUUGUAAACCUGGUGAAGCAUUUAAUCAAGUUGUUGAGGUGAAUCUUAAAGUUGAAGAACCAGGGAAGGAUAAUGUUCAUAAUAAUGCAUUUUAUGCUGAAGAGGAACUUCUCAGAUCUGAACUGCAAGCAAUGCGUGAUUGUAAUCCAUUGAGUGCACGUCACUGGAUUGUUAGAAACACAAGAAAUGUCAACAGGACUGGGCAGCUAACAGGUUUCAAACUAGUACCUGGUUCAAAUUGUCUGCCACUGGCUGGCUCUGAGGCAAAAUUUCUAAGACGUGCUGCUUUCUUGAAACAUAACCUUUGGGUCACACCCUAUGCACGUGAAGAAAUGUAUCCUGGAGGAGAGUUUCCCAAUCAAAAUCCACGUGUUGGGGAGGGGUUAGCUACAUGGGUUAAGAAGGAUCGGUCUUUGGAAGAAGCUGAUAUAGUUUUGUGGUAUGUCUUUGGAGUGACACACAUUCCUCGGUUGGAAGACUGGCCUGUCAUGCCAGUGGAACGCAUUGGUUUUAUGCUCAUGCCACAUGGUUUCUUUAACUGCUCGCCAGCGGUUGAUGUUCCUCCUAGCGCAACUGAUCUGGAGCUCAAGGACAAUGACAUUGCAACAAAGCCUAUCCAAAACGGGAUAAUAGCUAAGCUCUGAAUUGAUCAUUUGUAUGAUUAUCCUCAGCAAUAUGUCGAUGAGGGUCAAAUAAUUGAGCCAUUGAUCCUCAUAUUAUUAGGUGCUAAAAAAGCAUCUGAGUGCCGUACAGACUGCAUCAGCAUUCGUAUUUGUAUGUGCUUAAGGUUCACUAAAUAUUUGAACUGCCCUUGUAUCCUAGUAAAAGCUAUUGGAGGCCUUGCAACUGUCAGCAGCAAAUUCAGCGAGUCCACCUCCAGUCUGCCAUUGCAAAAAUAUAUUCAUAAAUAAUGUACUAUCUUUUACUGCUACAGAAACAUAAUGUCCUACUCUGUACCUUUGAAUAAUAGAAUUCUUGCCUGAUUAUGUUGUCUUCA
Messenger RNA from Theobroma umbraticum, 3023 nucleotides. RefSeq names its product spermidine copper dependent amine oxidase 1. Gene Ontology annotation, molecular function: primary methylamine oxidase activity; quinone binding; copper ion binding. Gene Ontology annotation, biological process: amine metabolic process. NCBI's taxonomy places the organism in Eukaryota, Viridiplantae, Streptophyta, Magnoliopsida, Malvales, Malvaceae. The record is from RefSeq and is a predicted model, not a curated record.